AUGAUCCAGAACAGUGCAUUAAAGAAAAUAAUGAACUUCGAUAAAGAAUUUAUAAUGGAAUUGUUCUUAGACGACAAUGUUUCGAAUAUAAAUAGAUGCGUCGUGGCUGCAGCGAAUGUUAUGAGUGAAAACAAUGAGAAUAUUUCAUGUAUUAAUGAAGUAAUAAUGAAAGAAAACGUGAAUCAAUUCUUAACUAUUGAGAGCAAGGAAUUAGUCAAAAACACUCAGAAUUUACAUUCAAGAAAUAACUUCUAUGAAAAUGUAGUUGCGAAGUACACAGAAGAAUUAUAUGUGUCAAAAUUCAAGAUGAAGAAGACAACUGUUAAAGCACUAAUUGAUCACCUCCAAGAGUACAUGAAGCCAUGUUCAUCAGUUAUUCCAUUAGACAAAAAAGUGCAUAUAUUCCUUUGGCUUCUCACCAGUGACUCAUCGUUUAGUGCUGUUGCUGAGUUAUUUGGCUUACAUAAGUCAUCUGUAAGUUAUAUUUUCCAUGAAUUUGCUACAUUGUUGUCAGAGCAAAAGUAUCAUUUUAUAAAUUGGCCAUCCUUGGAAGAGCAACAUGUAACAAGGAUCAAAGUGAAUAGCAGAUAUGGAUUUCCAAACUGUGUUGGAUUCAUCAAUGCUUGUCGUCUGAAGAUCAAACCUAAAAAUACACGGAAAGAGAAGUCAGAUAUCAUGCUAUUACAAGCUGUAUGUGAUGAAACCCUAAUGUUCUUUGACAUCCAUAUUGGUGAAGUUGGUAACACUCACAAAAAUCGAGUCUAUCGUGAGAGUCAGUUAGCACACGAAAUCAAAAAUUUUAUAGACUUUGAUAAUCACAUAUUAGGAAACUCUGAAUAUAAAUUGAGAAAGAACUUGAUUACUCCGUUUACAAGUGACAACUCAUUAACAAGUGAGGAAUUGAAGUUUAAUGAAAUUCAUAGGAAAGCAUGCACUUACAUUGACCAUGCUUUUGAGAUCUUAAAAGACAGAUUCAAAAAACUUGACUCCAUUGACAUAAAUAAACCAGAAGCCAUAAAUUCAUUGAUUUGUGCCGCUUGUGUGUUACAUAAUUUUGUACUAUUGCAUGAGGGCAGUAGUUACUUAAAGAAGGAGGCUGUAAUUAAUGAUGAUGGAGUCACUAUUAAUCCGAGCAUAGUAAAAUCGGCGGAGGACAAACGUCAGUUUCUUUGCCAUUACAUAAAUUAUAUGGAUAGUUCCUAA
Molecule: messenger RNA, 1203 nt
Organism: Leptosia nina
Lineage: Eukaryota; Metazoa; Arthropoda; Insecta; Lepidoptera; Pieridae
Source: the annotation of a GenBank genome assembly